AUGUCUGAUCGCAGCGAGUCCCCGGAAUCGGACGGCGACACCGGCUCCUCCCACCGCGCCGACAACCCCCCCGCCCGCAAGCGACAGCGCGUCCGUCUCAGCUGCCUCGAGUGUCGACGCCGCAAGCUAUCGUGCGAUCGCGGCUUCCCGUGCGAGCGGUGCAUCAAGAGCGGCACGCCGGACCGGUGCUCCUACGAGUCCCGCACCGGCGAGGUCGUCAACGCCUCGGCCGGCGUGCCUCCUCAGUUUGCUCAGCUCGACUCCCGCCGCUUCGGCCUGGCCGACGCCGUCGCCGGCUUCGGCCCGCGUGACCCGGACGUCCUCCGCCAGGACCACGACCGCAUCCGCCGCCUCGAGCUCGAGAUCGCCCAGCUCAAGACUCAGCUCCUCCGACCCGGCGCCUCGGCCUCAUUCGAUGGCAGCACCGUCGCGGGGACAAACUCCCCCGCCACCCAAAAGGACGAGACCUCGCCCCAUGCCGCAGCCGUCGCCGGUGCGCACAACGCAGACCCCAAUGCGCCCCGGCCUGAGGUCCAGGAGUGCAUCGACGCCACCAACGCGUCGGACGAAAAGGUUGAGCUCCGCUUCUUCCGCGGCAAGGGCUUCCGCACCCGCUACUUUGGCCCGCACAAUGCCAGCAUGGCCUUUGUUGAGCUGACCGGCCUCUGCCCCUUCAUGCGCGAGACCGCUGACGAGUGGCUCCGCCCCGUCAUCAUCCAUGACCGCAAGGAUCGCAAGCGGCGCCAGGAGGAGCGUGAGCUCAUGUUUGAUCAGCCCGACCCCGAGCUCGAGGCGCUGCUGCCCAGCAAGGAAGAGGCCGACGCGCUCGUCAGCAUCUAUCUCGACCAAUUCGAACAAAUUCACCGAAUUGUGCACAUCCCAACCUUCAAGAAGGAGUACGAAGCCUACUGGACGCCUGGUGCCAACAAGCGCUAUGCCGCCUUCACUGCCAUGCUCCUGGCCAUGAUGGCCGUCACCACCACAGUCCAUACUCACGAGAGCCUCAAGUUCGUGGGCAUGAUGUCCAGCGCCCGCCACUGUGCCGAGAAGUGGAUCAAGGCCGCCGACGACUGGCACAGCAAUCAGAGCCAGAAGCACCGGCGCCUCAUCCACUACCAAGUAGCCUGCUUGCUGUAUCUGGCGAAGCGUGUCAAUACGUACAAGAAGAAGCGUUUCUGGACCAGCUCGGGCGCCCUGAUCCAGAACGGCAUCGCCGUCGGUCUUCACCGCGAGCCGAGCCACAUGGCCAACAAGAUUACGAUCUACAACCAGGAGAUGCGCCGCAGAAUCUGGACCACGAUACAGGAGUUCGACAUGCAGGCAUCUUUCGAUCACGGCCUGCCCACGCUGCUGAGCCAGCUGCACUACGACACCAGCCCUCCUCGCAACCUCGAUGAUGAAGACUUUGGCGAGAACACGACGGAGCUGCCGCCCUCCAAGCCUGCCAAGGAUUAUACAUUCUCAUCCUUCCAGAACUUGGCCCGAUCUAGUCUACCACUGCGCCUAGAGCUCAGCCGUCUACUGACGGGCCCAACGUCUGACAUCGAUUACGACCAAGUGAUUCGUUACACGAAUGACUUGACACAGGAGAUUGACGCCCUGCCCUCCUGGGAUACCAACGUGGAUCCAACCAAGAGCAAGAAGAACCCCCUCAUCGCAUACACCCUACUACACGUGCAGCUACGGCAGUACAUCAUCCCCCUACAUCAACCAUACCUGAAGCUGCGCAAGCAAAACUCCAAGUACCAGUACUCGGAGAUUAUCUACUACAACGCCGCGCGAGACAUUGUCUUGCUGCACGAUAAGCUCUACGAGCAAGGCAUCCGCGCGCUCAACUUCCUGCGCGAGGACGCGCUGACGACGGCCAUCAACCUGUGCAGCGUGACGAUGCUGCAGCCGAAGGGGUCGACCAACAUGAUCAUGAUCAACUCGCACCACACGCUCAAGCUCAUCGAAAAGUGCCUCAACAUGAAGGAGGACCGGCUUCUGCGCUGCGGCAACAACGAGCCGUGGGGUUACUCCAUCAUGUGCGCGGCGCUGGGCCUGCUCGAGGCGCACCUGGGCACCAAGCCCUCCGAGGUGGCCAAGUCGUCGUCGGCCGAGCGCUUCGUCAACCUGCACUACCGCCUGCUCGCCAACCAGGAGCCGCCAACGUCAUCGAGCCAGCUCGCCGAGGUCGGCAUGGCCAUGCCCCCGCCCAUGCACCCGGCGCCGCCGAGCGCCAACGGGUUGCCGCUCGACGUCCCGGACAGACCAAAGGUAUGCGGAACAGGAGAGGCGUCUACGCUGCUCCCGACUACUACUACCCGUGCUAACCCGCUUCCCACUAUCCAGUCUGCUACGCCAUUUGCCUUUACGCCAUCCAUGCCAUCCGCGCCGCUGGACCCUACCGCCGCGCCGUGGCUCAUGAACAACGGUGAUGCCACGCAGCCCUUCAACCUCGACCCGAGCCUAGAGCUGCUAGGCAUCAAUCUGAAUGAGCUAUGGGGUGAGUCUUGGGAGCUCGGCUGA
This is a messenger RNA of Cordyceps fumosorosea ARSEF 2679, 2511 nucleotides long. RefSeq names its product C6 zinc finger domain containing protein. Gene Ontology annotation, cellular component: nucleus. Gene Ontology annotation, molecular function: RNA polymerase II cis-regulatory region sequence-specific DNA binding; DNA-binding transcription activator activity, RNA polymerase II-specific; zinc ion binding. NCBI's taxonomy places the organism in Eukaryota, Fungi, Ascomycota, Sordariomycetes, Hypocreales, Cordycipitaceae. The transcript has a single exon. The coding region runs from base 1 to 2511 and encodes 836 amino acids. Gene Ontology annotation, biological process: regulation of transcription by RNA polymerase II; DNA-templated transcription. The record is from RefSeq and is a predicted model, not a curated record.